UAGCCCUCAUCGGUAUGCUCGUACUAACCCAUGCGCAGUAGGUAUGGAGUAAUUCGGCGCUGAAAAAGGAAGGAGUACCCGGGAUACAAACCAAGCACUAUUAGCUAGGAGAACAACAGUGUAAACACUGACUACUUAGAUACAUUGCUUUCGAACACUGUGACACACCGCAGAGUUGGCAACAUGGCCGAUAAAGAGGUGUAUGACGAUGCAGUGGAAGAAAGGGUCAUCAAUGAGGAGUACAAGAUUUGGAAGAAAAACACACCCUUCCUGUAUGACCUGGUGAUGACUCAUGCACUGGAGUGGCCCAGCCUUACUGUCCAGUGGCUUCCAGAUGUCACUAGGCCAGAGGGGAAAGACUACACAGUUCACAGGCUGGUUUUGGGGACCCAUACCUCAGAUGAGCAGAACCACCUUGUGAUUGCCAGCGUCCAGGUACCAAAUGAUGAUGCCCAGUUUGACGCUUCUCACUACGACAGCGAGAAAGGAGAGUUUGGUGGAUUUGGUUCAGUGAGUGGGAAAAUAGAGAUCGAGAUCAAGAUAAACCAUGAAGGAGAGGUGAAUCGAGCUCGCUAUAUGCCUCAGAAUCACUGCAUCAUUGCUACCAAGACUCCCACCUCUGACGUGCUGGUUUUCAACUACAAUAAGCACCCAUCAAAGCCAGAUCCCAGUGGAGAGUGUAGUCCUGACAUGAGGCUGAAAGGCCACCAGAAAGAAGGGUAUGGCCUUUCUUGGAAUCCCAACCUCAGCGGCAAUCUACUCAGUGCCUCUGAUGACCAUACGAUCUGUCUAUGGGACAUUGGGGCUGGCCCAAAGGAAGGGAAGAUUGUGGAUGCCAAGACCAUCUUUACUGGCCACACAGCAGUGGUGGAAGAUGUUUCCUGGCAUUUGCUCCACGAAUCCCUAUUUGGCUCAGUGGCUGACGACCAGAAACUCAUGAUAUGGGACACUCGAUCCAGCAACACAUCCAAAGCCAGUCACGCAGUAGAUGCUCACACUGCAGAGGUCAACUGUCUGAGUUUCAACCCCUACAGCGAGUUCAUUCUUGCUACUGGUUCUGCUGAUAAGACUGUUGCAUUGUGGGAUCUAAGGAACCUCAAACUAAAGCUCCACUCCUUCGAGUCCCACAAAGAUGAAAUUUUCCAGGUCCAAUGGUCUCCUCACAACGAGACAAUCCUGGCCUCCAGUGGCACCGACCGACGUCUCAAUGUCUGGGACCUAAGUAAAAUCGGUGAGGAGCAGUCAGCAGAGGAUGCUGAGGAUGGCCCACCUGAGCUGCUGUUCAUCCAUGGUGGCCACACAGCAAAGAUUUCUGACUUCUCCUGGAACCCCAAUGAACCCUGGGUCAUAUGCUCAGUGUCCGAAGACAACAUCAUGCAAGUCUGGCAGAUGGCUGAGAAUAUCUACAAUGAUGAGGAGCCAGACAACACCCCUGCAUCAGAGUUGGAGCCUCAGGGGUCAUAACACAGCUGCGUGCAGGCACAACCCCCUCCACUCCCGAGUGCCAGACUGAGCCCAGCCUGUCGUAUCCCUCUCUGGUUUAUCAUGACUGUGAGCAUUGUGGGGAGUUACGUACGACAUGGUCUCCACCCUUGCUAACAGUUGGACUCUGUGUCAUCCUGCUUUCACUUCAUUAUUGCCCAAAAUCACUUGCCAGGAGCUGGCAGUGUUUGGGGAAUGGGAUGUUGUGGUAAAGGGGCUUUGAAAACUCGUACGAGCAAAACAUCUUCAUGUGCACAAAGUCAUGCGAGUUAUUUAUAAGAUAAUUUCAAAGGAGUCAUGCAAGGAUAACUCAGAAGUGUUACCUUACAGUUUGACUUGUGAGCAGCCAGUUCUGUCAUACCUUAUUUUUGUCACAGAAUGUGGUACUGACAUGACACUUCUCAGCUGUCCUUUGAUAUACAUUCCCUGCCAUGUUUGGUUCCUGUUCAUAAGGUACAGAAGCUCUUCAGCGUUUGGCUUGAGUAAAAGUUGACUGACUAAGGGCACUUGAUGGGAGUGCACAUCUUUAUUUUUACCCUUCUUGUGUUCUUGCAUGUGAAAUUGCCAUAUUUUGUUUCCUGCGCCAUAAAUUGCAAUAAAACUUUUAUAACUUUUCAAAACUAA
Molecule: messenger RNA, 2106 nt
Organism: Acanthopagrus latus (yellowfin seabream)
Lineage: Eukaryota; Metazoa; Chordata; Actinopteri; Spariformes; Sparidae
Product: histone-binding protein RBBP7
Exons: 12
Coding region: 184-1464 (426 amino acids)
Biological process (GO): regulation of gene expression
Cellular component (GO): nucleus; ESC/E(Z) complex; NuRD complex
Molecular function (GO): histone binding
Source: RefSeq, a predicted model, not a curated record